Messenger RNA from Scophthalmus maximus (turbot), 2107 nucleotides. RefSeq names its product interferon-induced protein 44-like. The coding region runs from base 16 to 867 and encodes 283 amino acids. The transcript has 7 exons. The record is from RefSeq and is a predicted model, not a curated record. NCBI's taxonomy places the organism in Eukaryota, Metazoa, Chordata, Actinopteri, Pleuronectiformes, Scophthalmidae.
UAAAUUCACAUAUUUAUGUAUGUGUCUCACUUUACAGCAAUGGGAGGAGCCUUUCUUUCUAAGCCAUGGAAGGAACUGCCAAAAACGAAUCUGGACAAUCUGAAGUUUGUGAAAUCGUAUAAACCUCGCAACAAAGAAGUCAAACAACUGAGAUGUCUGCUUUAUGGACCAGUUGGCGCUGGAAAGUCAAGUUUCAUCAACUCAGUUGACAGUGUUUUACAAGGCAGAGUUACCGAUCGAGCCACUACAGACGCAAUAUCUGGGAGGAGCUUUACAGAAAAUUACAAAACUUACAAAAUCGAGAAAGAUCCAGAGAGCUAUUACUCUUUCAUUUUCAAUGACAUCAUGGGCUUAGAAGAACGUAUUAACAGUGGAGUCUGUGAGGAAGACCUGGAAAUGGCCCUGAGAGGACACGUGAACGACGAUUACAAGUUCAAUCCUGAAAGUAAAUUGAUGGAGAGUGACCGAGAAUUCAACUCAAGUCCCACACUGAAAGACAAAGUUCACGUUUUGGUUUGUGUUGUUCCUGCCAGCUCAGUAUCUUUGAUAAGUGAAGAUACUGUAAAGAAGAUGAGAAAGGUCAGACUGGCAGCCAGUAAAAUGGGGAUUCCCCAACUGGCCAUUCUCACCAAAGUUGAUGAAGCCUGUCCUGAGGCUGCAAAAGAUGUACACAAUAUCUAUUGGAGCAAAUACCUGAAGGAAAAGGCUGACGAUUUCAACACGUUGCUGGGCCUCUCACUCAACCGCAUCUUUCUUGUGAAGAACUACAACUCAGAAUCAGAAACAAAUGAUGCCAUUGACGCUCCGAUUCUGUUGGCCCUGAAACAGAUGCUUCACUCUGGCGAAGACUUCCUCAACAACCUGUAGACAUGCUCCUGCUGAGGCACUGCAGCUGAUGGGAAAAUGACUUUAAAAACAGGUUUUUAAACUAAUGAGCAUGAUAUUCUGCGAUGAUUUUUUUCCUUCAAGCAUGUUAUGUUCUUUAUAUUCAGACUUCAUUAACACAUCUUAGUUGAGUCUGACAUUUUUCUUGUUGCACUCACAGAAGUGUGCUUGUGUCCAAGGAAACUCAAAGACUGCUAAAUUAAUUAAAUAUAUACAUAAAAAUAAUAAUACACAAUAUUUACAAAAGUUGUAUAUGUGCAUAGAAUGUGUUACAUGCCAAGCAUGGCAGUGCUUGUUUUUCUCUCCUGCUUUUCUCUCUCUCCCGACAUGUGAGGUUUUAACUGGCCUGUUCAUUGGUUUCUCCCUUUCUCAGCUGACCUAUCACCAUUCAGGGCCCUGUAUAAACAGAGACACUCUCAUGAUCACAUUUGUUUAAAAGGUUUGUGGUGGACGGUAGGGCUACAGGUAAAUUGGAAAUGAAAAUGAAAUUGGCAUCAAAGAGUAAAUGGAGCGUUAUGAGUUCAGAGAUGAAAGUCCUGUUUUCAUUGACCCAGAAAUAAAAGUAUAUUUAGCAGCGUCAGCAGGAGUUAAGUGACGGACUGAAGCAGAGCUGUUCAAGCUGUGUGACCUGAGUCCCACUGAAAUAAAGUUGAAAUGCAUCGAUAUGAUAAGUAACAGCUAGAAGAUUGAUGACUGUAAGAACGUCAUGGUGAAUUUUCCAUCACUGAUAUGGCUAGAAAAAUACGUGACAUAGCAGAUGUUGUUUAAGCACUUUGAGAUUGCUUUUAGCAAGGAAAAGUGCUCUAUAAAUGAAAUUUAUUAUUAUUAUUAUUAUUUUUAUGUUGCACUGGCAUGUUUUCUGCUGAUGCUGUAUCAAUGCACCUUUGUUCAUCGCAAUAUUAUACAACAUGUAGCAUCUUCUCUGGCGUGUGCAGCAGCUUACCACUAAGUGUGUUACAGGCGUACCCGUUCGCUGAGUUUUGCCUUCAGCUCGUCCAUACCACUAACUAAAGGAUCACCCACAUGACCUUCUGUUGUUACAUAACUAUAUGCAAUUGUGACACAAUUUGUUUGCGUUGUCAUAUAGACUUGCAGGAGUUUCUUCAGGUGUUGCAUGGUGAACUGUGGCAGCCAAUGGGAUGUGCCUGAAUUAACAAGUGAUGUGCAUGUGAGUUCAAGUGAGCAUAUGUUAAUAAAGGACUAAGUUCUAGUCUGAGCAGAA